AAUAAUUAAAACAUUUUCUCUGCUUACGCUCUCCCAUUUCACACUACUCUUCUUCUCUCGCUGCGCCUAGGACUCGCUUGCCACCACCACCACCAGGCUCAACACUCACCUCCAUUGGCGCUUUCUUCCACCCUCGAAGCUAGGAGCGGGAUGCCUCUCGGGCUAAUUUUAGGAAUUGGAAGGGCAUUUCGAAGGAAGCGAACAUCUUCACUUGACAUUCUAACAUCAAAACGUGCUCCUCGAGAUUACUACAAGGGCAAGAACUGCAAGCCAACCGGUUUUCACACUCGCAAAGGUGGGUAUGUGGUGGUGCCGGAAAAAUUACCAAAGUAUGUAGUUCCUGAUUUGACUGAUUUCAAGCUCAAACCAUAUGUAUCUCAGUGUCCCAGAGAAGUCAAUACCUCUGAGGAUUCUCAGACGACUACAUAAUUUAAUUGAGCAGUUUAGGAUGCUUCGUAGCUGGGGACCUUUUCCGAUGAAGAUGAGUUGGCAGACACUACAUCAUUUUGCUGUUUGGUUUAACAUCUUUUGAACUAUAACAUUGAGUAAAUUUUGUCUGACUAAUAUUUGAUAUUCUGAUUGGAUAGUAACCUAUAAAUUUAAUUCAUAUAUGUAAUGUGAUGAAUGAUUUGGACCAUCAACAUUAUUAAUGAAUUUCUGCUGUCUAUCUCCCAA
This is a messenger RNA of Lotus japonicus, 675 nucleotides long. RefSeq lists its product as uncharacterized. The coding region runs from base 151 to 429 and encodes 92 amino acids. The record is from RefSeq and is a predicted model, not a curated record. Gene Ontology annotation, cellular component: mitochondrial large ribosomal subunit. Gene Ontology annotation, biological process: translation. NCBI's taxonomy places the organism in Eukaryota, Viridiplantae, Streptophyta, Magnoliopsida, Fabales, Fabaceae. Gene Ontology annotation, molecular function: structural constituent of ribosome. The transcript has 5 exons.